UGGUCCCCGAGCGGCCUCCGUCCUACUUCCGGGUGUGGGUGUGGCCCGCUUGGCGAAAGUUAGCCAGCUAGCCGCGUCGCUAAUUAGCUUUUCUCCACCCAACAAAACGACACAAAUCCUCAUCCGCGUGGCGGCUGUGAUGCUUUGUCACGAUGGGAAAUCUGUUUGGGAAAAAGAAACAAAGUCGAGUGACGGAACAAGACAAGGCCGUUUUGCAACUGAAACAGCAACGAGAUAAACUGAGGCAGUACCAGAAGAAGAUCGGUCUGCAGCUGGAGAAGGAGCGACUUCUUGCCAAGCAGCUGCUGAAAGAUGGCCGAAAAGACAAAGCGCUGCUCCUGCUGAAGAAGAGGCGCUAUCAGGAUCAGCUGUUGGACAAGACGGACAACCAAAUCAGCAACCUGGAGCGCAUGGUUCAGGACCUCGAGUUCGCCCAGAUCGAGAAGAAGGUCAUCGACGGCCUCCGAGUCGGAAACGAGUGUCUGAAGAAAAUGCACGAGGUGAUGUCCAUCGAAGAAGUUGAACGCAUCUUGGAUGAGACGCAGGACGCCGUCGAGUACCAACGGCAAAUCGACGAGAUGUUGUCGGGCUCGUUCUCCCAAGAGGACGAAGAAGCCGUUCUGGCCGAGCUGGAGGCCAUCACUCAGGGAGACGUCCAGCUUCCCGACGUUCCUUCGCACCGACUGCCGGACGCUCCCGAGGCCGCCGGGGACCAAGCAGCACGAGAUCGUCCGAGGAAGACGGCGGAGCUGUUGGCCGCGUGACCGCCCGGGAAAUGACCUUCAAAUGACCUUCCGCUUCUCCACCAUCUUGAACGUGGGCGACCUCGAGCCUUCGAGGAGAAACCCGCCGCGCUCGGAGAUUGGCAACGGCGAAACUCGUUGUGUAACUUCCCCGUGUCGUGAGACACGGAAGCAUUUCGUUAUUUUUUUUAAACGUGAUUUAACGUGAAACCUUUUUAAUGGGAAGUGGCGUCAGUCUCCAAAUAAAAGUGGACUGCAAGUUGGACAUUCAUGGAAGGAGAUUUUCUGCAAACUGAAGUGGAGAAUCCCAAAUUACUUUUCCAAAAGGUCACUGUCACAAAAACAAGCAAACACACACAUAUGAUUAUUGAAAUCUGUUCAAAAAAAAUCGAGUUUAGCUCGUCGUGUGCACACAGUUGACACGCAAUUUGUACUCAAUCGUGGAAUCCAAACUUUAGUCCUCAAGUCAAAAUUUCUACAUCAAAUAUAAAUAUACAAUUGUGUAUUGUAACGAUAAAAAAAUCAUUCAUUUGUAACAUGAACCAAUGAUUUAAACCAAGAAAUUUUAAAAAUUAAGUGUAUGCAAAAUGUUAUAUUGUUUGUAGUUUUUUGGUUGCAUUUACCAUAGACAUUAUUUAAUAAAAUAAAUAAAUGACAUUAAUUCUAGUUAAUUUUUGGGGUGAGAAAACGGAUAAAAUAAUACGCCAAAUUGAAAAAAAUCAGUAUACAGUAGUGCCUUGAGAUACGAGUGAGUGGACUUCCAAGUUUUUGGGGAAUGCGUUACGUCGUGCCGUGGAGCCGAACUCGCGUGAGUUAGCGCCGCGUACGCGGGGCGCCCGCUAUCCUGAUUUGCAGGUUAGCACGCGUGACGUUCAGUGCCGUCGACGGCUGGGGGUGAUAUUGCCCAACGUGGCCGCCCCCUGGGAUCGGUGAAAAUGGAUCAAUUUACCCAUUUAAUUCGUAUUCCACAAACGUCGUAUCAAUCAGUACAGUUGACCUCUGCUGAUUUUUUGCCACUUUUAAAAAUGUUGUCUAUUUUUUUACGUUUUCUUUUCAAAAUGUUUCAUUUUUUUCAUGUUUCUUUUUCGUUUGGUUUCUUUCUUUUUGGGGAAGAAGACCCACCCCAAAAAUGUUAAUUGAUGUUUGAACCCGGUUUAUUCAAUUAUUUUGGUUUAAAAAAAAAAAAAAAACAUUUCGAAUGCACCUUUCAUGAACGUCAACGAUCCCCGCCAAUUGGGGGCGCCUAUCGAAAUCCUUGUUUGGAGCCGUGGGGACAUAUGCAACAUAUUCUUGUGCCCAAAAUGUUUUGUGUUUCCUUCCCCUGUAAGCAAAUAUUGAAUGACACAAAUGAAUAAAUACAUUUUUUCGUAACUAAUUUUAGGGGGCGAAACAAAAACUGUAAAUGAAUGCAACGAAUUUUGGCGGAAUCUCGAUGACACGCUCGGUGGGCCCCAAUAAAGGCUGGAGUUUGCUCCCCCCCCCUCCCCCCAUCUAAUCAAUGGGUCUCAUAAUCUGUCAAUCAACCCAACAACAAAUGUGUGGAAAUCUCCUUCUGUCCUUCCUUCCUGUGGAUUAUUUUCCUAAUAAACCGUUUUUGCCAUCUUG
Phycodurus eques (leafy seadragon) is the source of this 2348-nucleotide messenger RNA. Its product is annotated as charged multivesicular body protein 6-like. Gene Ontology annotation, biological process: late endosome to vacuole transport via multivesicular body sorting pathway; vesicle budding from membrane. Gene Ontology annotation, cellular component: multivesicular body; ESCRT III complex. The transcript is spliced from 8 exons. The record is from RefSeq and is a predicted model, not a curated record. The coding region runs from base 153 to 764 and encodes 203 amino acids. NCBI's taxonomy places the organism in Eukaryota, Metazoa, Chordata, Actinopteri, Syngnathiformes, Syngnathidae.